CGGUGCCGGCCGCGCAUGCGCAGAGCGGCGGCGGCAGCGGGUGGCGAGCGGGGAGCGGAGUGUGGCGAGCAGCGGGGCACGGAGGCACCGCCAUGCCGGGACUGCUGCUGGGGGACGAGGCGCCCAACUUCGAGGCGGAGACCACGCAGGGCCGCAUCCGCUUCCACGACUUCCUGGGAGACUCAUGGGGCAUCCUCUUCUCCCACCCUCGGGAUUUCACCCCUGUCUGCACCACCGAGCUGGGCCGGGCGGCAAAGCUGGCACCUGAGUUCAGCAAACGCAACGUGAAGCUGAUUGCCCUCUCCAUUGACAACGUCCAGGAUCACCUCUCCUGGAGCAAGGACAUCAAUGCAUACAAUGGGGAACAGCCCACAGAGAAACUCCCCUUCCCCAUCAUUGCUGAUGCAAACCGGGAGCUGGCUGUCAAGCUGGGAAUGCUGGACCCAGAUGAGCAGGACAAGCAGGGCAUGCCCCUGACAGCUCGGGUGGUGUUCAUUUUUGGCCCAGACAAGAAGUUGAAGCUCUCCAUCCUCUACCCAGCCACCACUGGGAGAAACUUUGAUGAGAUCCUGAGAGUGGUGGACUCCCUGCAGCUAACAGCAUACAAGAAGGUGGCUACUCCUGUGGACUGGAAGGCUGGUGACAGCGUCAUGGUCGUGCCCACCUUACCUGAUGAGGAAGCCAAGAAGCUCUUUCCCAAAGGAGUCUUCACAAAGGACCUCCCCUCAGGGAAGAAAUACCUACGUUACACCCCACAGCCAGAGUGAGCAGCUCUGCCUGCCCCCCCUGCCUGGCUGCACGCCCUGGGGUGUGGGGAGCAGCAGUCCCUCUGCCCACCUCCUGCCUCCUCCACCCCUCAGCACCAGCAGCAGCCUCAUCCCAGCACACUUGAUGGAGCAUCACCCUACUAAACCAAUCCUCCCCUUGCCUUUCAUCCCUCACACCCCCUCAAAACUAAAACCUUGGGAGUUUUCUUGCCUUGAAUCAGCCCCGCAAGGAAGAGGUGAGCAGAGCAGAGGGGGCUCCUGGGCUGGCACUGUGGGAUUUCUCCUGGUUGCCUUCCUGGAGACUUGGUGAGAAGCAUGGUGGCAGCAGCCAGGUCCUGAAGGGGUGUCCUGGCUUCACACACCUCCCGUGGGGCAGCCUGGGGGGCUCCAAGCUGCUGUGUGCCUUGGGGAGCAGUCGUCACUAAUGCAUUAACACCUUGGUCUGGUCCCCUGCAUAGGGGAGGAGCUGCAAGAGCCAAAUCUCUCCCUUCUCACUGCUUUCUCAUCUCUUGCUGGAAGCUGAUUGAUUGUUUUCAGGUUUUUUUGGAAGAGGGAAUAGAACAAAUAAACUGAUCUUCAGUUCUACCUGCA
Messenger RNA from Calypte anna (Anna's hummingbird), 1358 nucleotides. RefSeq names its product peroxiredoxin 6 (gene PRDX6). Gene Ontology annotation, cellular component: mitochondrion; cytosol. The record is from RefSeq and is a predicted model, not a curated record. Gene Ontology annotation, biological process: cellular oxidant detoxification; cell redox homeostasis. Gene Ontology annotation, molecular function: peroxiredoxin activity. Lineage: Eukaryota; Metazoa; Chordata; Aves; Apodiformes; Trochilidae. Bases 93 to 767 code for a protein of 224 amino acids. The transcript has 5 exons.